CCUGCUAAAGUCCAAGCCGGGCUGGAGGAUGUGUCACCGGCCUGCCUGCGUGGAAGCCCAGGAGAAAUGGCUAUAAAUAUGGAAGGGUUGGGCAGGCUGAGCAGAGCAGAGCAGAAGGAACCCUGGAGGAGGACAGCUAUUCCCUUAAGGAACGCCAACAAAGAGUCGCUCACCGCAGACCACCAUGUCUCUGAAGGGAGCUGCCUUCUUCUUUGGCCUCUUGGCCAUCAUUGCAGGGGCCCAGGCUGAGGUCAGCGCUGACCAGGUGGCCGAUGUGGUUUGGAAUUACUUUACCCAGCUGAGCACCAAUGCCAAGGAGACAGUGGACCAGCUCCAGCAGUCGGAGAUCAGCAAGCAACUCAAUUCUCUCUUCCAGGACAAUUUUGAGGCUGUCAGCACCUACGCUGGGGAACUCCAGAAGCAGGUGGUCCCCUUUGCCACCAAGCUCCAUAGUCAGCUGGCAGAAGACUCUGAGAAGGUGAAGGAGCAAAUCCAGCGGGAGCUGGACCAACUCCGAGCCAGGAUCACUCCCCACGCUGAAGAGGUCCGCCGCCAGAUAGCCAGCACCAUCCAGAACCUCCAGACCCAGCUGAGACCCUAUGCUGAGGAGUUGCGCACGCAGGUGAACCAAAAUGCUGCUGAGAUGCGCCAGAGGUUGGAGCCCUUGGCACAAGAGAUGCAGGCCAAGCUGCGUGAGAACGCGGGCAGCCUCCAAGCCUCCCUCUCCCCCUACGCUGACCAGCUACAGCAGCAGAUCGAGCAGCAGGUAGCGGCAGUCAAGGGGACACUGGACCCCUAUGCCAACAAGCUCAAGGCUGAGGCAGAUCGGACCCUGGAAGAGCUGCGUGCUGGCCUCUCGCCAUUCGCCCAGGACGUCCAGGAUCAGCUCAAUCACCAGCUGGAGGGUCUCUCCUUCCAAAUGAAGAAGGGUGCUGAGGAGCUGCGGAUGAAGCUCUCCAAGGGGGCUGAAGACCUGGAGGCAAAGCUGAGCCCUCUGGCACAAGAGCUGAGGGAGAAGUUGCAGCAGGACCUGCAGGAAUCCCUGGCCCCUUACGUGGACAGCUUGAGUGGGAAGAUCGAUGGACGCAUUGAGGAGUUCCGUCAAACAGUGGGGCCUUAUGGGGAGAACUUCAACCAGCUCCUGGUGCAGAAGGUGGAUGAGAUGAGGAAGACAUUGGAGCCCUACGCCGAUGGGGCAGGAGACCACCUGAGUUUCCUGGAGAAGAACGUGAGGGACAAUCUCGCUUCCUUCUUCAACACCCUCAAACAGAAGGUGGACCAGAUGGAGGAAAAGGAAACACCAGCGUCCCCCUCCUUGGACAGCGACAGCUCAUAGAACCCACCCUUUCUUCUAUUACUCCAUGACUCCAGUGUUCUUUGGGCUUCAAAGCUUGAGGUCCUCCUGACCUACCUCUGAAAGGGAAAAUCCAAAACAUCACGCAGGAACCUUGGAGGGAGAAUGCCUGCAUGAUGGGCCAAAGAUUGAGCACCUCUGUUACUCCAUUUGUCUGUUAGCUGCUGCUAGCCAUCUCCAUGCACUUUUGUGUACACACAAGCACACCUGGCAGGCACAGGCCAGAUGCAAUAGAUAUAAUAAAUGAGCAACUCAGCAAUUCAGAAGAGUGACUCUGUUUCUUUCAUGG
Molecule: messenger RNA, 1643 nt
Organism: Sceloporus undulatus (fence lizard)
Lineage: Eukaryota; Metazoa; Chordata; Lepidosauria; Squamata; Phrynosomatidae
Gene: APOA4
Product: apolipoprotein A4
Exons: 4
Coding region: 185-1336 (383 amino acids)
Biological process (GO): lipoprotein metabolic process; lipid transport
Cellular component (GO): extracellular region
Molecular function (GO): lipid binding
Source: RefSeq, a predicted model, not a curated record